AUGAUGAAACAAACACCAAGAGUCCUCGCCGAUAAAAUCGACAACGCGACUUGGGAUCAACACCGCGAGACCAUCCACCGCCUCUUCAUCCUUCAGAAUCGCAAACUGGAAGGGCCUGAAGGCGUGAUGCAGGUGAUGUCCAAAGUCCAUGGCUUCAGUGCCACCAAGCCACAAUAUGAAGCCCGUUUCCGGUCUUGGAAUAUUCGGAAGAAGAUUACAGAAAGAGAGUGGGUUUCGAUUGUUUUGCAUGUUCAUGCGAGGGCACAGCAAGGCAGAAAAACUCAAGUCAUGUUUAACGGUACGGUUCUUGACGAGGACCGGGUUGCGAGGGAAAUCAAUCGGCGCCUUUCGAGAUACAAUGGGCAUCUGAAUAACUUACAAGAACUUCCCAAGGUGCCCCCAGGCUUCAAGCUGCAAUCCCCGUCAAGUGCUGCCGUCCCGUAUGCGGAUAAUGCCAUAUCCGAUCACAACCCUACAAGCUGCUUAAAAGAUCUUGAUAUCCAUACAGCCGUCCUGUAUGUUCAUCCGACACAAUUUGGAAGCAUUUAA
This is a messenger RNA of Bipolaris maydis ATCC 48331, 549 nucleotides long. The record is from RefSeq and is a predicted model, not a curated record. Lineage: Eukaryota; Fungi; Ascomycota; Dothideomycetes; Pleosporales; Pleosporaceae.